Messenger RNA from Leopardus geoffroyi (Geoffroy's cat), 3022 nucleotides. It is a transcript of the gene LBH, whose product is annotated as LBH regulator of WNT signaling pathway. NCBI's taxonomy places the organism in Eukaryota, Metazoa, Chordata, Mammalia, Carnivora, Felidae. Bases 221 to 538 code for a protein of 105 amino acids. Gene Ontology annotation, biological process: positive regulation of DNA-templated transcription. The record is from RefSeq and is a predicted model, not a curated record. Gene Ontology annotation, cellular component: nucleus. The transcript is spliced from 3 exons.
GGGCUCUUUGUGGGGCCGCGAGCUCGGUGGAGAGCCGAGAGCUCCGUGUGCUCUGCGGACGCCGCUGGCAGCGGGGCUGUCUCCGGAAGGCGGACCCGCGAACGCCUAGUGCUUGCACUCGGCCGCCGGCCGCGCCUGUCUGCGCCCCUGACACCCUUACUCGGGACGCAGUGACCGUUUUUAAGUCACAAGGGCGUGGGUCAGCCUCCCCUAGGACUUCAUGUCUGUAUAUUUCCCCAUUCACUGCCCUGACUACCUGAGAUCUGCCGAGAUGACUGAGGUGAUGAUGAACACCCCAUCCAUGGAGGAGAUUGGCCUCAACCCCCGAAAGGAUGGCCUUUCCUAUCAGAUCUUCCCCGACCCGUCGGACUUUGACCGCUCUUGCAAAGUGAAGGACCGCCUGCCCUCCAUCGUGGUAGAGCCCACGGAGGGUGAGGUGGAGAGCGGGGAGCUCCGGUGGCCCCCCGAGGAGUUCGUGGUCCAGGAGGACGAACAGGACAACUGUGAAGACACAGAGAAAGACAACAAGGAGCAAUAGAGUCCCCGCCACCUCCCUGGGGGCCAUACCAGACGGCAUCUGUCCCUGAACUGUGUUCUUUCCCAUGGAAGAAGGGAGUGAGCCACAGCAGUUCUGAAAAUGUCAAAUGAUGGCUUCCGUUUUGCACCUGCAAAUCACUGAGUUGGUUUUCUUUUCUUUCCUUUUCUUUUUUUGAGAUGCUGGGCAGUGGAGCCCUCUGCGACAAUUUGCAAGGCCUUCUGAGAAAGGAAGCUGCGUAGAGCAGGGGUGGGGGGGUGGGGUGCGGGGAAGUGGUGCAUCUUUGAGAUUGGUAUCUGAACCCGGAGCAGGCUAGAGGCAGCAGUGGGAUUCCAGUGCGCUCCGGGGUGGGGGGAGGGAUGGGGUAUGUGCACCGCGAGCGAGGAACAUUUGGGGUAAGAGAACAAACAGGAGAGGAAGAGAAAAUACACGUUUGAAAGAAAGCAUCCAGCAGAGGAGUGCAGCCAGGAAGUUCCCCGCCAGCAGCGCUGGGGCAUCAGAAAACAACGUGUUCAUCUCUCUCUCUCUCUCUCUCCAGUUCUGCCCACCACCAGCCUUUGCUUUUAUUUUGGCUGUGUUGGUCUGUUAACGGGAGGCAGAAAAGAAAAGCAGUAGAAACCGGCUGCCUGCAAAGCCGGCCGGAGGUGAGGCGUGGGCAGAAAGGACUCCCGGCUCCUCCUCCACCCUCGCUCCAGCCGUGGAGUGGCCGGCUCACAUACCCGCUGUAAUCUGGAAGUUUCUUAAGAGGCAGCGCUCUUGAGCUUUUCCCUUUUGCGCAGCCCCUCCCCCCCCCCCCCCCCCCCCCCCACUGCCGGCCCAGCCCUUUGGGACUAGAGGGAGCACGUCCCACCCUUGUGGAAGGACCGGGGUGGACUCUUGGACGCGAAGGUCCCUGCCUCCUGCUCCCCCAGGCCUGCUCCGUUCUGAGAGAGGCACAGAGCUGCGGGACCAGGCCGGCCCUCCUUCUCCUUGACACCCACCCCUCCCCAGCCCCUGGGCAUAGCAGUCAGGCAGAGGUGGUUCCCAAUCUCAGCCAGCCUGACCAGCAGAGGUACCCACUCCCAUGUGGGCUCCUGGCCUGUUUUUUUUUUUUUUUUUUUUUUUUUUUUUGGUGGGAGCCGAGUGGAGAGCAGGAGAGGCUCCUUCUGUUUCCUGUUGGGGAGAAGAACUUGAAUGGAGAUUCCAAAUCUGAGACUUAGCCGAUGGGGGUAACAGGGCUCUCUUGCAGCAGUUUGAAACUGGGGUGUCAUGAGAUCCCUGGCUUGUCCUCGUGAUGUUCCGGAUGCCGGUGGGUGGAUGGCACGGUGAUGAUGAUGAGGGAGCAUUAGGCAUUGGCCCUCAUCCCUCCCACCUCUCCCCUGUCCCCUGCAAGGGCACAGUUGUGCGAGAAAGCUAGCCUUGGACUUAGAGCUUCUUAUGGUUAAGAACCAUCUGGAGCAGCAGGCUGCAGGGCACACUCUUCAAACCUCCUGUAGCUCACAGCAUGAGUGUGCAGCCAAGAGGUGAGCUCGAAAUCCUCCUGGAGGCCGAACUGGGCCAGCAGAGGCACCCUGCAGCUCUCCAGUGGGUCUGGGUGGACCGCAGUUUGGGACUUGUAUAUAGAGCUGUAUUUAAUACCUCAAGGCUAGCGUGGUUCCGGGGAGUGGGUGCAAGGGGACGAGGGUGUGCGGUUAACACCUCAGCAGGAUUUGGUUCUGGGAAGCUGACGCCCAGCCCCCAGCCCCCGCCCCCCGCGCCCUGCCCCCUGUGUUGUCUGCUUGUGUCACACACACUGAUGGCAAUAACUUCUUCCAGCUCCUCGGGAAUGGGCGAGGCCUGCAGCCCGCACUGCCAGGGCAUCCCUCAUGCUCCCACUGGUCCUGUUCUGGCUGCAGAGAGUCCUCCCUCCCUCAUCCCGCACCUGCCUCCCUUUGUGGAUGGGGCCUUGCCUUUUAAAAUCCUGUGUUUCUGUGUCCCAUUCAUCUGCUCCUUUCUCUCAUCUGUCCUGGUCUUGCCAUGUGCUAGGAACGUGCUUGUAAACUGCAUAACAAAUCUACUUUGUGUAUAUGUGUGUUUAUGGGGGUGUCUUAUUAUUUUGCUGGUCGCUAGAUGCCUUUGUACGACCAUUUGGAGUCUGAGCAGGCCAGGGGCUGACAACUAAAAUCAGGGCCUGCCGCGGCGAGCCUGUUGGAGGGACCCAGCCACUCUUAGACAAGUGGCUGAGCUCCUAUCUGGCCUCCUGUUGUUUUGUUUUUUGUUUUUUGGGGUUUUUUUUUUUUUUUUUUUUUUUUUUUUUGGUUAAGUAACUUGUGUGUAUUUCUAACUGAUCGUAUUAAAAAAAAAAAAAAAAAACCUAGUAUUUCAGUAAAAAUGCCUGUUGUAAGAUGAACCUCCUGUAACUUCUAUCUGUUCUUUUUUGAGGCUCAGGGAGAAACUAGCAUUUUUUUUUUUUCCAAACUACUUUUUGUCACUGUGACAGUUGUAAAUAAAGUUUGAAAAUGCUUUCCA